AGAAGGAGGAGCCCGAAGUGUCUCCCGGGGCCGGGGACCCUCCCCGGCUCAGAGCCCAGCUCUCGGCGGGGCUGCGACCGUAUCAGCAGCAGCGAGCAUCGGAGUCGCCGGGCCUGUCUCGGCUGGAUCCAACCUGAUCAAAACAGCAGCGCCUCAUUCACGCCUCCCGUUCCGCAAGACUCCAAACCUGCCUGAGAGGAGGAGGAGGUGGUGGCGGCGACGACGGCGGCGGCGGUGGGAGCCGCCCUGCAGAAAGUUUGCGUGCUUGUCCGGACGGCGGAUUGGGGAUCCGGCCCCAUGCGGAGCGGGAGAGCCCUGAGCAGGGCUCAGGCGCAAGGAACCCUUGGAAUCGCAGCCUGGGGGUGCCGCCAUGGGCAGCUGCGUGGGGAGACAACGCAGGGAGCGGCCGACCACCCCAGGGCACCCGCGCAAGCGAGCAGGUCGCAAUGAACCUCUAAAGAAGGAGCGCCCCAAGUGGAAGAGUGAUUACCCUAUGACGGAUGGGCAAUUGCGAAGCAAGCGGGAUGAGUUCUGGGAUACAGCUCCAGCGUUCGAGGGCCGCAAGGAGAUCUGGGAUGCACUCAAAGCUGCCGCCUAUGCUGUGGAGGCGAAUGACCAUGGACUAGCACAGGCCAUCAUCGAUGGUGCUGGUGUUACGUUGCCCCAUGGCUCCCUUACUGAGUGCUAUGAUGAACUGGGGAACCGGUACCAGCUCCCCGUGUAUUGCCUUGCCCCGCCUGUCAACCUGAUUAUGGAGAGGAGCGAGGAGGAGGGCGUGGAGCCCCCUGAGCCAGCACCCCACACCCGGCGUGAAUUCCCUCUCAAAGUGCGCCUCUCCACCGGCAAGGACCUGCGCCUGAGCGCCAGCAUGACUGACACUAUUGGGCAGCUCAAAAAGCAGCUCUUUGCCCAGGAGGGGCUGGAGCCUGCCUGGCAGCGCUGGUUUUUUUCUGGCAAGCUCCUGACAGACCGGACCCGCCUUCAGGAAACCAAAAUCCAGAAGGACUUUGUCAUUCAAGUAAUCAUCAAUCAGCCACCUGCACCAAGGAACUGAGUUGGAGGUGGCUGGCACAGGGCCCACUCUGUGGCCCAGGGGCUAAGCUGCAGCCCAUGAGCAUGAGGCUGCUCUUGUGCCUGG
Messenger RNA from Gekko japonicus, 1138 nucleotides. It is a transcript of the gene UBTD1, whose product is annotated as ubiquitin domain containing 1. The transcript is spliced from 3 exons. Bases 371 to 1054 code for a protein of 227 amino acids. The record is from RefSeq and is a predicted model, not a curated record. Lineage: Eukaryota; Metazoa; Chordata; Lepidosauria; Squamata; Gekkonidae. Gene Ontology annotation, molecular function: protein binding.